AUGUCAGCGUGCAGCAAAAUCCGCAACAUAGUCAGGCUCCGCCAAAUGCUACAACGGUGGAGGAAGAUGGCCGUUACUGCUGCCCGUCGCCGUGUCUCGACCGACGUACCUUCAGGACACAUGGCAGUCAUAGUGGGCGCCAGUUGCAAGAGAUUUGUAGUCCGUGCAACCUACUUGAACCACCCAAUAUUCAAGAAACUGUUGUCACAGGCAGAGGAAGAGUUUGGUUUUACUAACUCUGGCCUUUUAGCCAUUCCUUGUGAUGAAUCUUUGUUUGAAGAGUUGCUCCGUUACUUGGCUCGAUUCGACUCCGUUAACAAUAAUAUGUCACGGUUCAUGAACUUUGAAGAUUUUCAAAGAUAUUGUUACAUGGAUAUCCGAAGCAACCUUGAUUUUUGGGGUGAUUCUAGACCCCUUUUGCAUUAG
Molecule: messenger RNA, 426 nt
Organism: Nicotiana attenuata
Lineage: Eukaryota; Viridiplantae; Streptophyta; Magnoliopsida; Solanales; Solanaceae
Product: indole-3-acetic acid-induced protein ARG7-like
Exons: 1
Coding region: 1-426 (141 amino acids)
Biological process (GO): response to auxin
Source: RefSeq, a predicted model, not a curated record